Messenger RNA from Condylura cristata (star-nosed mole), 1149 nucleotides. RefSeq names its product acid phosphatase, prostate (gene ACP3). Gene Ontology annotation, cellular component: plasma membrane; lysosome. Gene Ontology annotation, biological process: dephosphorylation; lysosome organization. The transcript has 10 exons. NCBI's taxonomy places the organism in Eukaryota, Metazoa, Chordata, Mammalia, Eulipotyphla, Talpidae. The coding region runs from base 1 to 1149 and encodes 382 amino acids. Gene Ontology annotation, molecular function: acid phosphatase activity. The record is from RefSeq and is a predicted model, not a curated record.
AUGAGAGCAGCUCCCCUCAGCUGGGUGAGGGCUGGAAGCCUGCUUCUGCUUUUCCUCUGGAUAGGCGGAACUGUGGUAGCUAAGGAGCUCAAGUUUGCGACCUUGGUGUUCAGACAUGGAGAUCGAAGCCCCAUCCAGACCUUUCCAAAUGACCCCAUUAAGGAAUCCUCGUGGCCACAAGGAUUUGGCCAACUCACACAGGUGGGCAUGCAGCAGCAAUAUGCACUCGGAGAGCAGAUAAGGAGAAGAUACGGACUUUUCUUGAAUGAGUCCUACAAACGCGAACAGGUUUAUGUCCGAAGCACAGAUGUCGACCGGACUUUGAUGAGUGUCAUGGCAAAUCUUGCAGGCCUAUUUCCCCCCCAGGACAGCAGCAUCUGGAACCCCCGGCUACUCUGGCAGCCCAUCCCAGUGCACACGGUGCCACUCUCUGAAGAUCGGUUGUUAUACCUGCCUUUUAAGCACUGUCCUCGUUUUGAAGAACUGGAGAAAGAGACUUUGACCUCGAUGGAAUUCCAGGAGCGGCUCCUUCCUUACAAGGGUAUUCACAAUUUUACUUUACCCUCCUGGGCCACGGAGGACACCAUGACUAAGUUGAAAGAAUUGUCAGAAUUGUCUCUCUUGUCCCUCUAUGGAGUUUACAAGCAGAAAGAGAAAUCUAGACUUCAAGGGGGCGUCCUGGUCAAGGAAAUCAUUGACCAAAUGAAGAGAGCGACUCAGCCAGCAAACCGCAGAAAACUUGUGAUCUAUUCUGCGCAUGACACUACUGUGAGUGGCCUGCAGAUGGCGCUAGAGGUCUACAACGGGCUCAUCCCUCCCUAUGCUUCCUGCCACAUAACGGAGCUGUAUCUUGACAACGGGAGCUACUUUGUAGAGAUGCACUAUCUGAAUGAGACCCAGCAUGAGCCAUAUCCCCUCACGCUGCCAGGCUGCACCCACAGCUGUCCCCUGACCAAGUUCGUUGAUCUGGUCGACCCUGUGAUCCCCCAAGACUGGUCCACAGAGUGUAUGGCCACGAACAAACACCAAGUUCUGAAGAUCAUCCUUGCCAUUGCCUUUUGCGUGGUGUUCGCUGUGCUCUUGCUGCUGCUGUUUACCCUCAUUCGCUAUGGGCCCUGCUGGCAGAGAGAAUCCUAUCGGAACAUCUGA